Molecule: messenger RNA, 960 nt
Organism: Phycomyces blakesleeanus NRRL 1555(-)
Lineage: Eukaryota; Fungi; Mucoromycota; Mucoromycetes; Mucorales; Phycomycetaceae
Product: Homeodomain-like DNA binding domain-containing transcription factor
Exons: 5
Coding region: 1-960 (319 amino acids)
Source: RefSeq, a predicted model, not a curated record
AUGACAGGAACAAAAUUCGUGUUAUUGUUCUUCAAACUGUUGUUUGAGAGGUAUUUGAGUGUAGCCGCUGCUACAAAACAACUUGGGAUUCAUGUUCGUACAGCACAAAAAUGGGCUGCGCAAUACGAGAAAGAUCCUGACAGCAUCUUUGAGAAAUGGAGAAAGACUUUCCGUCCACGUAUUCUCCAUGACGAACACAAAAGCGCUAUUCUCGAGUGCAUCGAUGAGAAUCCUUCCAUCGUCCUAGACGAAGUAAUGAAGAAGUUAAAGCAAAUGUUUACCGAAUUAAAAGUAUCUAAGACUACCUUGUUAGAUUUUGUAAAACAACAUUGCAAUUUAUCUCUUAAGAAAGCUCGGCUUCAACCCAUAGACCGGAAUAGUGAAGAAAAGGUUCAAGAGCGCUUGGAUUGGGGAGCUUUGUGCUCAAGAGUUUUGGUGAGCCUCUAUUGGUGCGAAGCAAAAGAGGACGCCACGGCUUUUGUUUUGGAUUUUAUUUGUUAUAUGAUGCUUUUUGAGAGUUUUGAAUUUUCUAAACUCACAACUACGAAAUACCCAAAUGUGGAGCUGUUCAUUGUCGAAAAAUAUAACAACCACAAACUUGAACUUGGCACGAAAACCAUGAAUGUCCUCAUUACAUCAUCCAUCCAAAUUGACAAAAAUCAGUCCCCAGCUGUCGGUCCAUCCAGCACAAAUGGGUUCAGUGAUUCAGAUGCAAAAAUAGCAUCCCAGUUGUUUCGAGCAGUCGCGGCAUCUGUUUGGGAACAAGGUGAAAACGCUAUCCUUAGCCGACAUUGUGUUAAUGAUCAACAAAAAAAUGCAAGACAAACGGCAAAGUUUGGAAUACUAUGGAUGAGAUUCUCAGGCUGUUCAAUAACAGCUCAACCAUCGACAUCAUUGCCCUCUCUCAUCACUGCAAAUGCCGAAGUGACGCGCACCAUUUGUCAAAUCUUCACCAUAUGA